Molecule: messenger RNA, 824 nt
Organism: Stegodyphus dumicola
Lineage: Eukaryota; Metazoa; Arthropoda; Arachnida; Araneae; Eresidae
Product: serine/threonine-protein phosphatase PP1-gamma catalytic subunit A
Cellular component (GO): cytoplasm; nucleus
Molecular function (GO): protein serine/threonine phosphatase activity
Source: RefSeq, a predicted model, not a curated record
AGAACAGAUUUGGUUGCGCCGCCCUGGCAACUUUGUUUCAGGGUCAGGGAAUUGGAAUUUUUAAAGAGGUCAACUUUCUGUAUAUGCAUUUCUUAUAUAUAAUAUUUACUAUUAAUAUAAUACCUUCUUUUAAAAUAACUUUUUCUUAGUAUUACAAUUCUUCAAUUUUCGAAAACUUACAUAUUAUGGCUGAUACAGAGAAGUUAAAUAUUGAUAGCAUCAUUGCUAGGUUGUUAGAAGUAAGAGGUUCUCGCCCCGGCAAAAAUGUUCAACUCAGUGAGGCUGAAAUCCGAGCAUUAUGCUUAAAGUCCCGAGAAAUAUUUUUAAGCCAACCAAUUUUGCUAGAACUGGAGGCUCCUCUGAAAAUAUGUGGUGAUAUCCAUGGGCAAUAUUAUGAUUUACUUCGUCUCUUUGAAUAUGGAGGCUUCCCACCUGAAAGCAAUUAUUUGUUCCUGGGUGAUUAUGUUGAUCGAGGAAAGCAGUCUUUGGAAACUAUAUGCCUGCUUUUAGCAUAUAAAAUAAAGUAUCCUGAAAACUUUUUCCUUCUUCGAGGCAACCAUGAAUGUGCAAGUAUUAACCGCAUUUAUGGUUUUUAUGAUGAAUGCAAAAGAAGGUACAACAUUAAACUGUGGAAGACUUUUACAGACUGUUUUAAUUGUUUGCCUGUUGCAGCAAUUGUUGAUGAAAAAAUAUUCUGUUGUCAUGGAGGUUUGCAGAUUUUAUUUUUUACUGAUUAUAGUAUUAUAAUUAUUUGUUUCAAGUCGUACUCAUUUUUUAUAUAUUUGCUAACUAGAUCAUACAGCAACAAUGUUUCACGACCCUAA